Molecule: messenger RNA, 871 nt
Organism: Oryza sativa Japonica Group (Japanese rice)
Lineage: Eukaryota; Viridiplantae; Streptophyta; Magnoliopsida; Poales; Poaceae
Biological process (GO): translation
Cellular component (GO): mitochondrial large ribosomal subunit
Molecular function (GO): structural constituent of ribosome
Source: RefSeq, a predicted model, not a curated record
UCUAGUCCCCCAGCUCAUCCUGGCCGUCCGAUCAAUAAUACUGAGCCCAGCUGCCCAAGACCUCGAAUCGCGCCCUUCUCUUGUCUUGUGAAUCUGUGAGAACCCCGCAUCCAUGGCGGCGGCGGCGGCGGCCUCCUCGGGCUGGCUCCGGCGAGCGGCGGGGACAGUCCCGCGCAUUCCAUGCGGACUCGUGACCGCACUCGUCCCGACCCCUCCUCCACCCGCUGCUGCGGUGGUGUCCGAGGCCCCCGCGCUCGCGCUCCCUUCCCACGCCGCCGUCGCCAUGGAGCUCAUGGCUGUUCCCAAGAAGAAGGUUUCAAAGUAUAAGAAGGGCCUGAGGAAUGGGCCAAAAGCCCUGAAGCCUGUUCCUGUAAUUGUCCGCUGCAAGUGCUGCGGUCGGGUGAAGCUGCCACACUUCUACUGUUGCAGCGGCGAAAGAGGGAACCCUGGAUCUGAGAGCUCGUAAUAUAGCCUUCAAGACUCUGAAGUCGAGAGUUCAUAGCGGAUGCAGAGAGGGGGAAAAACACCAGGACCCCAUUCCAGUAAAAUCAGUCAAGACUCCACUACCUGUCUCCUGAAAUCAAAGCCAUUUCUUCAUCUAUGUGAGUCCUGAAUCAGUGUUUAACUUUUGACUGCUUUUGUCAUUGGGUAAUAAUAAGCGCUGGAAGUCUUAGCUGAUAUCAUGGUUGACAAAAAAGAAAAAAAAAUAUGCAUAUUGCUAGUACCUCCUUAUUGUUUGUCUGGUGAAUGUGGCCGUGUUUGUUUGAUUCUAGAGAUUCACCGAUCAAGAGCAGUGAACUUGUGAUAAUGAUACCAGCAGCGGCGGAGCCAUAAAUUUCUUGUGCCUAGGGCUCAAUUAAUUUUAUUUUCA